UUUACAGCUGGCUUUUCAUUUCUCUCGAUACAUACAACAAAAAAAAUAUAACAAAUAAGAUUUGCGAUUAUGUUUGCCAGCCAAAGCCAAAAGGUCAUGGAUUUUAUAGAGUUCUUGGCCAACUCGCAGCGUCUAACCCAAUGGCGUCCGACUGGCAGAGCAGAGCUGAUGUAUAUAACACUCUCGCAUGAGUGCUGCGAUCUCGAUUCGGUGGUCUGCACUCUGGCUGUGGCAUAUUUGCACUAUCGCAAUCCGGGGACCUUGAAGCACAACUAUAUGCCGGUGUUGAAUAUGCUGCGACGCGACUUUCCGAGCAAGUCGGAGGUGCGUUUUCUACUCGAGCAGCAGCAAAUCACGGCGGAUCAUCAUCUGGUCUUUCGUGACGAUGUGCCUGAGGAGCUGUUGCUGCGCAGUCGCUACAUCUUGGUCAACCAUCACGUCAGCCCCUUUCACUAUUGCACCGAGGAGGUCUACGACUAUCGGCCCUAUCAAUGCGAGGCAGCUCGGCUGCCCAUCUACUGCCAGCGUGUCAUGCAUCCGAUGCGUUCGUGUGCCGCAUUGAUUGUUGAGCGCUAUGACAGUGCCAUCUAUAAUUAUGCGAACGUCCAAUGUCCGCGUGUCUACGAGCUGCUGCAUGCCGCCCUCCUCUUGCAGAACAACAAUUUCGCCCAGUACUCGAGUGAGAAGCAGCUGGAGGAAGUGCGCGACUACCAGCUGAUGCUCUAUUUGGAAAAGAAAUUGGGUGUCUUGCAGGCGCCGCAGCGCAGCAUUUUGUACGGCGCUUUGGUGGCAGCAAUGUUCGAUUUAAACGCGCUGACACUGCCACAGAUAUUGCGACGCGAGUUCAAGCUGCUGCGUGCCAACAAUGGCAGCCAUCUGGUGCGCAUCGCCCAGUGCUGUUUCCCCAUGGCUGUCACCCGUUUCAUUUCGUUCGAGUUCGCCCAGCUGGCACUGCAGCAGUUUGGCUCCGAGCACAACUGCGAUUUCAUUCUGCUGCUGGGCACAAGUAUGCGGCCAAAGGGUGCGCUGGCUGUCAAGGAACUCGCUUUGAUCCCUCUGGAUGCGUUGCGUAAUAUGCAGGAUCGUCGUUUCUUCGAUCAUUUAAUUGUCAAUUUGAACGAUGCGGAGCAACCAUUUCUUGGCCUCGAUCCGUAUCGUGGUCUGCACUUUAUGCAGGGCGCUUUCUUCUUUCUCAAAGCAUGGAAUAUUCAAUUUUAUGAUAUGCUGCAUCUUGUGCAGCGCAUCAUCUAUCAUUGGGUCUCCGAGUAUUUGUAUCCAUGCAAAUAGUUCGACUCACAUAUGUUCGCUUUAAGUGUACAUUCAAUUUGAAAUAAAGUCUUUCUUUAAA
Drosophila albomicans is the source of this 1348-nucleotide messenger RNA. Its product is annotated as protein prune homolog 2-like. The record is from RefSeq and is a predicted model, not a curated record. Gene Ontology annotation, cellular component: cytoplasm. The transcript has 2 exons. Gene Ontology annotation, molecular function: exopolyphosphatase activity. The coding region runs from base 70 to 1287 and encodes 405 amino acids. Lineage: Eukaryota; Metazoa; Arthropoda; Insecta; Diptera; Drosophilidae.